AUGUCAGAAACCCAUUUGCAUCCUGGCAGGAGGACCGGUCUUCGAUCCGUCGAGGCACGAAUUUGCCUAAAGCCCCCAAGCCUCUGUCUACGCAUACAGGAACUUGCGAUAGCUAGUCGACAAAGUGCAUCACAUCUUUUCCCUGGGCAGCUUCCUGUCGAAGUGUGCCGGCAUAUUGGGACUCACUCGUCCAAGUUCAUUGAAAUGAUCGACUCGCCUAUCACCAACAAGGACAAAGUGCUGCCGAGCUCUCGAAUCAUGGGAAAUGCCAUGAAUGCAACACAGCUUGGAAUUUGGAUUUACGAGAAGUAG
Molecule: messenger RNA, 312 nt
Organism: Penicillium macrosclerotiorum
Lineage: Eukaryota; Fungi; Ascomycota; Eurotiomycetes; Eurotiales; Aspergillaceae
Exons: 2
Coding region: 1-312 (103 amino acids)
Source: RefSeq, a predicted model, not a curated record